AUGCGCGUUUUCCGGGGUCAGGAGAUGGACUCUGAGAACUGGGAUUACGAAAUGGAGAAAAGAAGGCCACUUUCGAUGGUUGGACGAGUCGUCGAUAGCGGAAGGAAGGACGAAGAGGGUCAGCGGAUCUUUCAGUGCGCGGCGCACAGCCUGAGUUCAUGCCGAGAGUGCUUCAACUGGAAAAAACUCAUGCGCGCACAAGUCAAACCUGCCAAGAACGAUCAUGGGAAGGUCAGCGACCGCGAUCAGCUGAGCGGCUUGCUCGCGGCGAUGGGCGCUCCUGUCGCGGGGGACACUAAACUCGACGAAAGUGGCUUGGAGCACAAGCUUCGUCUGGCGCUCAACUACGCGCAGAACAUGGCAAAGUUCUUGAAUAGGAUGCCUAUCAACCCUGUUGAGCUUGCGAAAUGGAAAGAUGUACAGCGCCGACCAGUCUUCGACGCUGUGCGGCGCAGCAACAUGGCAGAGGUACUCAAGGUCGCAGAGGCUCGGCGAACGACGGGAAAUGCAAGUUCAGCCUUCCCGUUGUACGCCAACGCGUUUAUGGAUCUUCGUCAGACCAUCAUGUCUCUCGCGAAGAACUUCGAUACAAACCAUCCUGUGGCUCUUCUGCAAGACGAGAAUCAACGUGCUGCUAUCUCCAUGCGAAUGCUAGACGUAUACAUGCUAGACAACACCACGCCGCUCAUAGCGCUCAUAUACGAACCUGCGAACGCGCAAGAGCAAAUGGUUGGGAGCAAGACAAUGCAGUUCAUGCAAACGCAAGUCAUGCCCCUGGGUAACGAGAACUGCGCCCAGAUCAGGUGCACGCUCGAAGAACAAGCGCUCCUUCGACGCCUGUUGUACCUCAACUCAACAAAGCUGUCACCUGCGUACGAGACUACUCUUGCGGCGGACCAACGCGCAUUCAAGCGCAGCUUCAUCCUACCCAUCGGUCCACUGGACGAAGCCCAGAUCGGCAAGCUCACGAGCAACACGGGAUGCGCGGUAUGCGGAGCUUCGCAGACGAAGGCUUGCUCCGCAUGUCACUGUGAGCGCUAUUGCGGACCUGCCUGUCAGAAAGCGCACUGGAAGGAACAUAAGGCAACAUGCCAUUCACUACAAGGUGGUACCUGGACGGACUUUGCCUUCGUAUCUUCUCCGGAUAUGAACAGUGACAAGGUCGUGGACAGCCUCUUAAACCUCUACGCGCCCUCGAGCGAGCAGCAUGACGCUCAUCUGCAGCGGCUCAAUGGCCUGCAACCUCGCCCGGAUGUGCACGGUGACAGGACUUUCCUCCUGAAGGUUCAAUACGUGCAAACAGAUCACAACGGUGAUCCUCCUAAUCCACCGCAAUACGUUGUACAUGAUCGAGAGCGCUCACUUGAAGGAUAUCUACGCUCGAAGGGCAGGGACUCGCCGUGGACGACGUUGGUCAAGCAGAUACCACCGAUGGCCGUUGGCGAGAAGAUAUACCGAUGGGCGAGGCGCACGGGAGACUGGGAGUUAAACAUCUGCCUUGAUCGCGAGCCUCAGGGUGUAGAGACACUGUCAUGGUAG
Peniophora sp. CBMAI 1063 is the source of this 1539-nucleotide messenger RNA. NCBI's taxonomy places the organism in Eukaryota, Fungi, Basidiomycota, Agaricomycetes, Russulales, Peniophoraceae. The record is from the annotation of a GenBank genome assembly.